This is a messenger RNA of Camelina sativa (false flax), 1091 nucleotides long. Its product is annotated as putative aquaporin NIP7-1. NCBI's taxonomy places the organism in Eukaryota, Viridiplantae, Streptophyta, Magnoliopsida, Brassicales, Brassicaceae. Gene Ontology annotation, cellular component: membrane. Gene Ontology annotation, molecular function: channel activity. The record is from RefSeq and is a predicted model, not a curated record. Gene Ontology annotation, biological process: transmembrane transport.
UGCGUUUUUCUCUCUAUCUCUCUUUCUUUUUCUUUUUUUUUGGUUCCAUUAGAGAUCAUUCAUAAAGCCGAUCAUUCAUCAAGCCACCUUGAUUGUGACUGUCCUAAAUCGAUUCUUGCAUCAACUAUCUUGAAGGGAAAGAAAAAUGAAUGGUGAGGCACGGUCAAGGGUAGUACUGGACCAAGAAGCUGGCUCAACUCCAUCUACUUUGAGAGAUGAAGAUCAUCCAUCGAGACAAAGGCUGUUCCGAUGUCUCCCUUAUGAUAUAGAUCUCAAUCCCCUACGCAUUGUAAUAGCGGAAUUGGUGGGGACAUUCAUUCUAAUGUUCAGUGUGUGUGGGGUCAUAAGCAGUACCCAAUUAUCUGGUGGCCACGUUGGAUUGCUAGAGUACGCCGCCACAGCUGGAUUAUCGGUGGUGGUCGUAGUUUACUCCAUCGGACACAUCUCCGGCGCCCAUCUUAACCCUUCAAUCACCAUUGCGUUCGCCGUCUUUGGUGGCUUUCCGUGGUCUCAGGUUCCGUUAUAUAUAACGGCGCAAACAUUGGGGGCAACUGCAGCAACAUUAGUUGGGGUGUCAGUCUACGGAGUAAACGCUGACCUUAUGGCAACAAAACCUGCGUUAAGCUGGGUUUCUGCAUUUUUCGUUGAACUCAUAGCUACGAGCAUUGUCGUAUUCCUCGCCUCUGCUUUGCAUUGUGGUCCUCAUCAAAAUUUGGGUAAUUUGACGGGGUUCGUGAUUGGAACAGUCAUUUCCCUUGGAGUGCUUAUUACCGGACCUAUUUCAGGAGGAUCGAUGAACCCUGCUCGAUCACUAGGUCCGGCGGUGGUGGCAUGGGAUUUUGAGGACUUAUGGAUUUACAUGACGGCUCCGGUGAUUGGAGCCAUCAUCGGUGUUUUGACAUACAGAUCAAUUAGCCUCAAAACCAGGCCGUGCCCUUCUCCACUUCCCCCUCCCGUUUCUUCACUUCUACGUUAAUCACCUCAAAAUCUAGUUAACCUACAAAAUAAACACUUUUUACUCUACGUUUGUUGUAGCCCAUUGGGCCGAGACUACUUUAAAAUUCUAUGUCACAUGGACUUAUUUUAUAAGG